Molecule: messenger RNA, 6597 nt
Organism: Trypanosoma theileri
Lineage: Eukaryota; Euglenozoa; Kinetoplastea; Trypanosomatida; Trypanosomatidae
Product: putative acetyl-CoA carboxylase
Exons: 1
Coding region: 1-6597 (2198 amino acids)
Biological process (GO): fatty acid biosynthetic process
Molecular function (GO): metal ion binding; acetyl-CoA carboxylase activity; ATP binding
Source: RefSeq, a predicted model, not a curated record
AUGAGCACAGAGCGAAAGGUUUCUGCCCAACAGCAAAGCUUUCGAGAUUUAUCGGAGUUUCGCAUGUUUUUAGGAGGUACAAAGACAAUUGAACGACUUCUUAUCGCAAAUAAUGGUCUGGCUGCUGUGAAAGGUAUUGAUUCCAUCCGUUCCUGGCUCUAUGAACAUAUUGGUGACCCAGGUGCCAUAGAAUUCGCUGUAAUGGCAACACCAGAGGAUCUACGCGCCAAUGCAGAAUUUAUUUCUCUUGCAGACCGCAAUGUUCCAGUUCCCGGUGGACCUAAUUCAAAUAACUACGCCAAUGUUGAUCUUAUUAUGCACACGGCACUGCAGAACGCAUGUGAUGCCAUUUAUCCUGGUUGGGGUCACGCCUCUGAAAAUCCUGCAUUACCACGUGAAUGUGCAAAAACCAAUAAUAAAGUAACUUUUCUUGGUCCUUCUGAAGAUGCAAUGUUCGCUUUGGGUGAUAAAAUAGCUUCUACUAUUGUAGCCCAAUCUAAUGGGGUACCAACUGUGCCUUGGAGUGGUGAUGAAAUUCGACUUCCACCUUGUGUAUAUGAGGUGGACCCACAAGUUUAUGAAAGAGCAUAUGUAACAACUCCAGAAGAAUGUGCGGAGGUGUGUGCACGGAUUGGAUUCCCUGUAAUGAUUAAAGCAUCAGAGGGAGGUGGAGGUAAAGGUAUUCGACGCUGUCUGCGUAUGGAAGAUGUUCGUGACUUAUUUUUCGCUGUUGCAGAAGAAGUAAAAGGAUGUCAUAUAUUUGUUAUGCGAUUAUUAGAAAAUGUACGUCAUCUUGAAGUGCAGUUACUGGCUGAUGACUAUGGUGAUUGUAUUGCGGUGCAUACACGUGAUUGCUCCGUACAACGACGGCAUCAGAAGAUAAUUGAAGAGGGUCCUGUCUUUGGUGUUGAUCCUGCGAUUAUUGCCGAUAUGGAGGCCUCUGCCAUUCGCCUUGCCCGUGCUGUUGGUUAUCGCGGUCUUGGCACCGUGGAGUAUAUGUACGACAAGACGACCCACAGUUACUACUUCCUUGAGCUGAACCCCCGCAUUCAGGUGGAGCAUCCCGUCUCGGAGAUGAUCUCCGGCGUGAACCUGCCGGCCGCGCUGCUCUGCGUGGGAAUGGGCGUCCCGCUCUACCGCGUGCCGGAGGUGCGGAGUUUCUUCGGCGAGCGGCCGUACGAGACGACGCCGAUUGACUUUGCGCAGCGGCGGGGACUGCCGGCGAAGGGACACACCAUCGCCGUGCGGGUGACGGCGGAGGACACAAAUGAGGGAUUCCGCCCCACAUCCGGCCGUGUGGAGGAAAUAACGUUCAAGAAUAGCAAGGAGUGCUGGGGGUACUUCUCAGUUGGACCAGGGGGCGAGAUUCACCAGUUCGCGGAUUCACAGUUUGGACAUAUAUUCUCCUCCGGUGAGACACGCGAGGAUGCACGACGGGGGAUGGUAAUGGCAUUGCGAAAUCUUGUCAUUCGGGGUGAAAUACACACAUCAGUCUCUUAUGUCGUGGAAUUACUGGAGCGGGAAGAAUUUCGUAACUGUGAUAUUAGUACCGCUUGGCUUGAUCGCCUUAUCGCGGAACGUGCAUUGCAAGGACCUGUACAACAAGAUGUUCAUCUUGCCCUCAUCGCUGCUUCUACUUUUCGUAUGCUAAGAAAUCAUGAAGAAAAUAUCGCUAAAUAUACUGCCUUUCUCAGUGCAGGACACGUUCCUUCCUCUGAAUAUCUUAAUAACUGUCAAACGGAAUCAUAUAUAAAUCGUUCGAGAAAAUAUAUUGUCACGAUGGGACUCAAAAGUCCUACAGAAGUUGCACUAUCUCUUAAUGGUAGUAUUGUAACAGUUCCAUUUAGAAAACUUAAAUCUGGUGCACUUCAGCUUACAAUUGCUGGAAAAACAGUUAUUGCUUAUGCAGAGAAGGAACCUACAAGUCUACGUAUUUCUAUUGGAGGUAAAGAAACCACAUUUACAGGUGAUAUUGAUCCAACUAAAGUAUCCUCCUCCGUUCCUGGUAGAUUUGUACGCUACGUUGUUGGUGAUGGUGGUCACGUUUCAGAAGGUACAACAAUUGCGGAAGUGGAAGUCAUGAAAAUGAUUUUACCACUACGCGCAACAACAGCUGGUGUACUACAUCAUCGUGUGGUACCUGGUAGUACCAUCGCGGUAGGAACACUCAUUGGUGAUAUCACCCCAGAUGACCCGAGUAAAGUAGCACGUCCACAAGAAGCACAAGAACAAUGGCCGCAAAGUGUCCUUACAGAUAAAGAAAAGAAAAAGGAACGUCCUGAUGGUCUCACACGCGCACGACGUGGUGUUGAGGCUCUAUGGAAUAUGUUACAUGGAUACCAUUUCCCUGCCAGUCUUUUAGAUAAACGACUUCAAUCAGCCUUUGACAACCUUUCUUCACUUUGCCUUUCCAAUGUUUCCCUCGCCGCAUUGAAUUUACCUUAUCUCUCUUCCAUAGUGGAAACAAGUGGAGAUACACCAAAUGAGAAACUCAAGGCUGUUGUAAAUUUCCUUGUUUCCGAGUAUCUUACAGUUGAAAAACCGUUUGUGCGUUGUUCUCGACAAGAAGCUAUUCAAAUUCUGCGUGAGAAAAUGGAUGAUCCUAAGGCAGUUUAUGCAGUUGACUUUGCACACCAUCAGCCAUGUCAUCACGGGGUUAUUAAAGCACUUCUAGCCUCACUAGAGAGUAAUAUGAUUUUAAUAAAGUCUCUACAAGACACACUAACGUCCAUUUUAAAUGUAAAUUCUAGUACAAAUGGUGACCUUGCACUUCAAGCUCGUUAUUUACUCAGACAAUGCAGUCUUCCUUCAUUUUCAGAACGUAAAGCCGCUUUCGCAAAGGAGUUGGAGUCAGGAUCUAUUAAAGAUCUUAUACAAGGUAGCUACGGUACUGAUCUUAUGUGUUCCAUUAUCUUUGAUCGUCAUGUCCCACACCUUGUUCAACUAUGUCUUGAGUUAUACAUUCAACGAGAUCAUUUUGGUGAAAGUCAAGUUCGGAUUCUUGAUAUUUUUCCACAGGAUGGUUGUUGGUAUGGUUUCUAUGAAUAUGAACCAUUAGAAGAUCAUGACCCACUUCGGGUAGAGAACAUUUCUUUCGAUACAGCUUUCAUAGAUGACGCGAGGGAACGUACAGGGAUUGGUUUUUGUAUGAUGUUCCCUGACGAACAAGUUAUGCGUUCUACCUGGACCACCGCGUUGAACAGUGUUAUGCAUCAAUCCCCACGUGAGCCCUUUGUCUGCACAGUUUUCUUUUCCGUCAGUUUUCAAUCAACAGAAUCUGAGGCAGCACGAUUAUGUCAACAGUUACUUGAAGAACAUACAGAGUCAUUAGCGCAACAUAAAAGUCUUCUCCGUAUUACUUUUAUUGUUCACGGUGUUUCUGGUGGUCCUCAUACUUUUACUUAUCGACAAUCUGCUGCAUGGCGAGAAGAUACAUUAAUUCGAAAUAUUGCACCACUUUCUGCACGUCGUUUGGAGCUACAAAGACUUGUGAACUACGAUGUAUCCAUGUAUCCAACACCGUUUAAGGAUGUACACGUAUUUCGUGCAACUCCUAAGAAAAAGAAUGCCUCAUUUCUUGAGAGUCGGACUUUUGCACGUGUAUUCGUAAGUCCACGUGAUUUGGGUGUUGAUCCAUGGACAGAAGCGAAUGAAAUUGAUGCUGGUCAUAUGCUUUCAAAAUGUCUUGGUGCACUUGAAUUCGCUCGUAAUGACAAUACACUUAAUUAUACUAUGUAUAAUCAUGUCUUUAUCAAGAUGGCAGAGUUGACUUUUGAUGUAUGUGGAAUGAAAAGACUACUUGAACAUGUGGGUAAGUCGUAUGCACAGCGACUAAGUUAUUUGGGGGUCGCAGAAGUGGAACUUUCUUUCCACGUAAAAGUUAGCAGUGGUUAUAUUCCUUUUCGUGUUAUUAUUUCAUCACCAUCAGGUUAUGGUGUGGUAAUGCGUACCUGUUAUGAGUGGUUUGAGAAUGGCAAGAUAUUUUUACGUCGCGCAGAAAACUCUGAAGAUGUUUCCCUCACAGUAGCGCACAUGUCCUGUGAUAAUAUCAGUGAGGCGGUUGCAGAAUCUAGCCAAAGUGAUAUUUCUUGUACUACUGCUAAUAAUAAUACUAAUAACGGUGGUACAAUGAAUUUUACCAAUAAUAUUAUGCGCACGGUAUCAAAGUUAGUGGCAUUACGAAGUCUACUCCCAUCUCGUGCCUCACUACAGGAAUCCACAAUGGAAACAAGUGAUGAGGUUUAUGAUAGCGUUCAACUGGGUCCAUAUCCACUAUUAAGUGAAAAACAGGUGAAACGUCUGCAGGCAAAAACUCUUCACACUGUAUAUGUGCACGAUUGGCCUAUUUUACUUGAUACAGUGUUACGAAAAGAGUGGGAACGUCAUGCACGAGCGCGCCACAUUCCACGUGAUCGUAUUCCAUCAAAAGUAGUAAUGGCAACAGAACUCUUCCUUGACGCAGCAGAUGGUAAAAGUCUCCGAGAGGAAAAACAACCAGGUCACGUUCCUUGUGGAAUGGUGGUUUGGAUUGUAACCCUCCUACCUCCGAGUUAUUACAAUGGUAAGGAAGAAAAAGUAGGGAGUCGCCGUAUUGUGAUGGUUUCUAAUGACAUAACAUUCCAGUCUGGUUCUUUUGCAGUACCAGAGGAUGCUGUAUUUCAGGCAGCCUCUGAGUUAGCACGUCGACUGCGCAUUCCUUUUGUAUACAUGAGUGCUAACAGUGGAGCCAGACUUGGUUUAUGUGCAGAGGUAAAAAAACGUUUCCGCGUCGCCUUUAGUGCGACAGAUGAGGUGGAGUAUUUAUAUCUCUUAUCUGAUGAUUAUGAAGAAUUGAUGCGUAUGGGUGUAGAACUGGAGGUAGAAAGAACCGAAUAUCAUCAUGAUCCUCAAGAAAAACAACAAAAUGGAAACAACAAAGGAGGUGAAACUCGAUAUAUCAUUCGAGGUAUUGUUGGAGCACCUAGUGAAUACUUGGGUGUAGAGAAUCUUUGUGGUUCUGGACUUAUUGCAGGACACAUGUCAAAGAACUACAGUGAGGUACCUACUAUCAGUAUUGUGUCUGGUCGAAGUGUUGGUAUUGGCGCCUACCUUAACCGUAUUGGUCGUCGUGUAAUUCAGACAAAUGAUUCACCAUUAAUUCUUACAGGUGUGGGGGCCCUUAACCGAAUCCUUGGUAAGGAAGUGUAUAGUGACAAUAGUCAACUAGGUGGACGACAAGUAAUGGUACCUAACGGUGUAACCCACUGGAACACCAAGAAUAACUAUGACUCUGCUGAAAAAUUAUUGCGUUGGCUGGACUACAUACCACCUGUUGUUGACCCACUUCGCUGCAAUCCACGUUUGUUAACAUUACCCCACCAUGACCCUAUUGACCGUGAUGUGACAUUUAUGCCUGCUGAGAAUGAAGCAUACGACCCGCGUCAUCUUGUAUGUGGUGUUGGUGAUAAAUUGGGUCUCUUUGAUCGUGGCUCAUGGAUGGAAUCACUAGAGGGAUGGGCAAAGUCCGUCGUGACAGGACGUGCCACACUUGGCGGCAUUCCAUGCGGUGUUAUUCUUGUUGAGACUCGUCUCACACGUAAAUUAAAUCCUGCAGAUCCUGCAGAUCCAACAUCAGUUUCUUCCUUCAUUGCACAAGCAGGACAGGUGUGGUUCCCCGACUCUGCACGCAAGACGGCGGAUUCCCUUGAUGACUUCCACCGUGAAAGGCUUCCAUGCUUUAUUCUCGCAAACUGGCGUGGUUUCUCCGGUGGAAUGCGGGAUAUGUUUGAUGAAGUACUUAAAUUUGGUGCUUCCAUUGUUGAUAACUUACGUGUUUACAACAGUCCAGUAUUCAUUUAUAUUCCACCACAUGGAGAACUACGCGGUGGGGCUUGGGUGGUUGUGGAUCCUGUUAUCAACCAUAAUGGAUCAGUGGAGAUGUAUUGUGAUCCUACAGCUCGUGGAGGUGUAUUGGAACCAUCCGGUGUGGUGGAAAUUAAAUUCCGUGAAAAGGAUAUAAGAGAACUCAUUCGUCGUAAUAAUCCAGAGUUUUCCACCCUAGAUUCGAAAAAACUCCGUGAUGAGGAAAAUCGUCUUUUACCUUACUACCGAGAUGUUGCCAAUCGAUUUGCCGAUUUACAUGACAACUAUAUUCGUAUGCAGGCAAAAGGAGUGGUGCGAGAUGUUAUCCCAUGGAAGGAUAGCCGUCGUAUUUUCUAUACGAAACUUCAGAGGAAAUUAAAGGAGUUAUCCUUAGCCUCUUCUUUGGUGGAGGCGAAGAAGGUGGAAUCCUUAAUGGAAGGAGUUCAGAAAAUUGAGGAAUCCUUUGCACAAGAUUAUCCAGAUAUUCGAUGGGGAUCAAAUGAUACACUGCAUUUACAGUGGCUCAAAGAAAAGGAAGAGGAAAAGGCCUUUUUUGCAAACGGAACAUCCGUAUUACCUGUAGUUGAUAAGAUCGAAAGUUUCAUGGCUGAGUGUAAAGCUGCUGGUAAACUGGACAACUGUUUCCAGAGACUUUUCGAAGAUGAAGAGUUACGAAAUGCCGCAAUGCGUGCGAUGCAAAAAUCGAAGAAUGAAUCUUUAGAAAAAGAUGAGUUUUCUUUGGAUCAGGAAAGGUAG